Messenger RNA from Eurytemora carolleeae, 1066 nucleotides. RefSeq lists its product as uncharacterized. The transcript is spliced from 10 exons. The record is from RefSeq and is a predicted model, not a curated record. Lineage: Eukaryota; Metazoa; Arthropoda; Copepoda; Calanoida; Temoridae. The coding region runs from base 38 to 1066 and encodes 342 amino acids.
GGUGUACAGUUGAAUAUAGAGGAAAUUGUUAAAUAAAAUGACAAUUUAUUCUAUUCUUAAAAAUUCAACAUCAGGUGUAACUGAGGCAAAGAAUCGUGAGGUCUCCACCAAACCUGGUUUAGUAAAACUCAAGGAUGGCAGGGAACUAGAAACUGAUUCUGAGGAUGCACAGAAUGUUUCUGGGGCUCCUAACUCUGGAAUGAAUGAUACUGAACCUGCCUCCAGUAUUGAUCUAAACCCGGAUAAACCUGGUGAGCCUGAAGAGAUGGAGGGUUCAAGAGAAUCGCCAGGGCUGGACCCUGCUCCUCUUCCAGGAAGUAUAGCUUACAGGGAACAUCGGAAGUGGAUUGAGAAAGCUAUUCAACUCCCAAAUAAUCCUUAUAGUCAGGCGAGUAUUGAAAGACGAUUAUCUAAGGGAUCUGUUAACUCAGGAGAGGAAUCUAUCUCUUCUGCUAGAACAACUGGUGAUCUUUACCUGAUCCAGCCUGCCAACCCUACUGCUAGUGUUACUUCUUGUGGAAUCAUAGAAGAAAGAGAUAAAGGACUCAUGAAACUAGACUGCGGACCACACUCUAUUGACAACAAGUAUAAACGAGACUACUACAUAAACGAGGAUGGAGCUGUAAUUAUGACUUCAGAGAAUGCAGUCCUAAACUCCAACUAUAUCCAGUGUAUUGCUACAAACAAGACGAUGAGCGUGAGCCAGAACGGUAAAACACGGACAGAGAGAGAAAUUAGUGAGCUAAAGGAACAGCGGGAACAAAAUCUUCGAGAUUUCAACAAAACUAGAGAAGACGACAUUAAAAAAGGCGGAGAGUACAAUAGAAAAUUUAGAAGGCAGACUCUUAGAGGUGGAGAGAAUAUCCAGGGCGUAUAUCAUGGUAUAAAUGGUGGAGAGAUGGUGAGAAACGGCGAAAGAAACUCUGAUAUGUCUGAGACUAACUCUGAAACUGUGGAAGAAAGUGAGGAUGAGACCUCUGAGUUUCCAACCAUCAAUGUGUCAGAUGGUAUCCGGAGAUUUCAAGAAGAAAUAAAGAAAAGAGAACAGGGAAUCCAUUUUUUAUAG